This is a messenger RNA of Acaulospora colombiana, 1071 nucleotides long. The record is from the annotation of a GenBank genome assembly. NCBI's taxonomy places the organism in Eukaryota, Fungi, Glomeromycota, Glomeromycetes, Diversisporales, Acaulosporaceae.
AUGUCUACAACAAAUACCAACGUUCCAGUCGGUAAUAGUAACCAAGGAGUUACUGCUGGGCCAGCAACUGGGCCUAUGACUAACGCCUCAACUCUUACUCAAGGAUCUGCCACGAAACCCAAGUCCGGGACUGCGCCGUCAGUGACUCGUGGUGCAAAUCGUGGCGUCAAUAGAAUUGCAGCCCGCGGUAGGGGUGGUUUCGCAGGUGGCCCGGGAAUAAUUGAAGUUUCGACUCAGGGAGAAAUACUUCACGAAGGCAUUCCACAAUCCAAAGAGCUUACUCACCUGUCUGAAUUAAAAGAAGUGGCUUCGGAACAUGUGCACAAAGAAAGUGUCGGUACAACAUCUGGUAUUCAGAAAGGUGGUGCAGCUAGCCUUGCUCAAUCCGCGUUAGGAAAGUAUGCAACCGCAAUCAGCGAGGAGACGGGAAUUCCGCCAUUGUCCGUUCAAGGUAUGGUCCCUCCGGCUGAGAAGGUUGAUGAAGAGAAAUUGGUUAAAGAACUGAAGGAAGAAGCUCAAGAGCGUGUUGCCUAUGAAGUUUCACAUAUGGGUCGCGUUCCUCAAGCUGGGCCCGCGCGUAAAGUCGAAGAAGCGGCGAAAAGACUCGAAGAGGUCGUUAAUAUGAACAAAAGCGAAAGUCAAACUGUAUACACUACUCCACCUGUAUCACCACCUCUGAGCACAACUGCAGUCUCUAAAUCUGGGGCGAUACUUCACGAAGGUAUCGAACAAGAAAUGGAAUUUCAGCAUCUCUCCGAAUUGAAAGAGGUCGCCGAGGAAAUUGGAGUUAAUCCUUCGAUCGUUCAAAAAAUGGUUCCCAAGGCCGGGUAUCAUGUCGAUGAGUCUAAAUUGACGCAGGAAAUUAAAGAUGAAGCACAAAAACGCAGUGAAUAUGAAAAGAACAAACUUGGAUUCGUACUACCCGCAGGUCCCGCUGCAAAGAUCGAAGAAGCGGCGGAAAAAUUAAUGCAAUCGUUGAAAAUUAGUGAACCAGAGGUUUCACCGACUCAGGAACAUAGCGCCACGGUUCCAGCAUCAACUACGCAAUCCGGGAAUGCGACGUUACAAUAA